Molecule: messenger RNA, 3166 nt
Organism: Acanthoscelides obtectus
Lineage: Eukaryota; Metazoa; Arthropoda; Insecta; Coleoptera; Chrysomelidae
Source: the annotation of a GenBank genome assembly
CUCCAGCAACCGGUCCCGAUGGCUCCGCCGCUGGCCUGGGACUGCCUGCCCCUAUGCCGAGACGCGCCUCCGCCUAUGACGUGUUCGCUGGCGCACCGGGCGGCCUUCCAACCGUUGCAGGCCCGCCCAUGGGUAGAAGGGCAUCGUUCCGCGUUGCGCCACCCACUCCGGUCGAGCAACAGAGCCCGACCACCGAAAACGAUGUGGGCGGGCUCUCGAUGCCGAUCAUCACAGGCGCAGGGUUGGGGGGACCUGUACCGGAGAUCGGCGAAAGGAGGAUGUCGUGCAGGAGGGCAUCACAUAUGCCUCUGCCUGCUUUGGAGGAUCUUGAGGCUGCUCCAAGACGUCAGGCCUCAGUGGAUGCUGAAGGCAUUCGAAUUGUGAUACAUGACGUGGACUCUGGUGCAACGACAGGAGUACAAAAACGGGUUGUGCUAAAGAAGGACCCCAACGACAAAACGCACAGAACUAGAGGAUUCGGUAUGCGAGUGGUAGGUGGAAAAACAGCAGCUGAUGGUCGACUUUUUGCCUACAUUGUUUGGACUGUUCCAAGUGGACCUGCGGAAAAAGGUGGUCUCCAACAAGGUGAUAAGGUGCUAGAGUGGGACGGUGUCAGCCUGGUGGAUCGUUCCUUCGAAGAGGUGUGCGCCAUCAUGGAUCGUACAGGUGAAACUGUUGAGUUACUGGUGGAACACGCGACCGAACUGCGAAUGUGCGACAUUCUGGACGACCCCAUUCCCAUGGCCAGCUAUGCUGCUUCCAGGAAGGCCUCUGACGCCUCCGCAGUGCCUUCAAAUCUGUAUGUGGAUCCAGAUAACGAAAAUGGACCUACGUCACCUACUAGACGAAAACUACCUAAAACACCAGAACAGAUGGCAGCUGCUCAAGCUGCAAGCAGGGAACAGCAACAGCAACAGCUGCUUCAUCAGCAACAACCCCAAGGGAUCACAGGCCGGAUACAGAUCCAAGUGUGGUACCACGAUGAACGAAAGGAGUUGGUUGUAGCUGUUCUGGCAGCCGACGACCUUGCGCCCAGAGAUGAGACGGUAGGCUUCGGAAGCCUGCCUGAAGCCUACGCCAGGCUCUCUUUAGUGCCAAAAACGAGUGAGGACCACUGCAUGCAGACGGAAGUAGCCCCCGCAAGUCGCAACCCCAUCUGGAAUGCGAACCUGAGCUUCCCGAACGUUGCCCCCGAGGAAUUGGCUGAAAGACAACUGGAGAUCGCUCUGUGGGACCUGGUGCCGAGGAACGAGCACGUUUUUCUCGGUGGCUGCACUGUCGAUCUGCAGAAGGCUUUUCUGGACGACAGGGCUGUGUGGUGCAGGCUGGACGAUUGGCCACCACCCCAUAUGCAGGGCCGGUCGCCACAUACGUCACCAAGAGGGUCCAUCGUCAGCGGGGGAAUUGAUAAAAGAGGAGAUUUCGGAAACCAGAGGAGUGUCAGCGAUGACGUGGAUUCAAUAGGAGAAUGCGCCAGUCUUCUACAUCCUGAUCGGGCUUGGGGCUCGCGAAGAGGCUCAUCGCAAUCGGAACAACUAGAAACUGAAGUUUACGAAUUGGGAAAAGAUUUUUCAAGGUCAUUGCCAGGAUCCAGACGGUCAUCUUUCCAAUCGAUACAAGAGCAACAGGAGGAGAAGCCAGCGGUUCCUCCUCCUCCAUCUUACAGCAGGGAUAGACGAAGAAGUAGCUGCACCAGAAUGUUAAGGGACCCCGAGGAAAUUCUGAAAUCGCUGAAGCUGUAAAAGGUGAACUAGGUAGAACGAUGAGUCUUACUGGAGACAAGAAACAUAGGAAAUCCGCUAGUGGUCCCUCUGGAGGUGAGGAAUGCAGAGAAAACCCCGAGGUCAGUGAUGCUGGAGCUAGCCCUCCGUCAAGUCCCGAACGUACGUCUCCACCUCAACUCGGACCUGGACAGAUCAAACCUAAAGGAUACCGUUUUUCGACCUCGCAACCUCCCGAAAUCAAACUGGGCCUGCUGAUGACGAAAGGUCAGCUGGAGGUGGAAGUGGUAUGCGCUCGACGAAUCCCGUCUCGCGAAGCUCCUCCCGACACGUACGUAAAGUGCUACCUUAGAGAACAGGACAGAUGGCUGCAGAAGAAAAAGACAAGGAUCGCGAAACACUCGUACGAACCGCAGUUCCGGCAGACGCUCAAGUACCAAGCGUGCGACAUCCUGGGGCGAAGUCUGGUCGUCAUGCUGUGGGAGAGACAAGGAGGAUUCGAGCACAAUCAAGGUUUAGGUGGCGCUGAGGUAGCAUUGGAUGCUUUGACGUUGACACACCUGACGACCGGUUGGUAUCCACUGUUCCCCAUUCAAUUCUUGGGCUCGGACUCGAAUGAUUCGCCUUGACAAGGUGACUCUCCGGCAGACUAGCUUGCUAGAUGUGUGCUAGUCGCUAUGGGACACGUCACAAGACAACAUAUUUCAUUACUGGGAAUCCUGCAAUUUUAACUCCAAAACGGAGUCUUGAAGGAUAUCGACAUCUGUAGAAAGCGUACGCUUAUUAUUCGUUAAUUUGUACUCCAUGUUGUUUUCGAACGCCGCUUCAGUAGAUCGUGUGUUUAAUCGUACCGUUGUAACUUUGACGCAGUUGAAGGUACUGCCGCAAGCAUUCUAGUUCAGACGUCUAGAAGUUGUAGACCAUUUGAAAAAUCCGUAAAAAUUGACAGCCAUUUCGGGCCACUACAAAAGAAUUUCGAUUGAUGACUUGUCGACCCAACACCUAUAUUUAUUUUAUAGAAAAUCAGACAGUUGUGUUGUGGGUUUCUAGGUGUGAUUCCUAAAAAUGACAUAGAUUCUUGUAGAAGUAUCUUGGACUGUGUUGUAACCCGUAUGUGAAAAUGCCAAAAAUGAACUCCAAUGAAAGUAUUAGAUAACACGGCAGAAAUGUUUCCUUCAAGGAAGAAAGUAAAGUGUAGAUACAGGGAAAAAGAUGAAAUUUAAGACAAUCAUUACAAAAAAUCAUUUUAUAAAAACACUAUAAUUAAAAGACUAUCAUUUAAAGUAAGGUGGCCUUAAGGUAAUUGUUUGGCCUAUUUCAAAGUGUUCCAUUAGAAACGCAGGCUUUGAGAUCCUUCACUUAUAUCAUUCAUACAGGGUGACUUUGAAGUUGAGUCAUUAAUUUUCAGAUAAUGAUUGUAGAAGGAAGAUAAACCAAAAUAUGUG